CGCUACUUUCACUUCUAGACUUACUUCAACUUUGCACGCAAUGUCGGAACUAGUGACUGUCCCGGAUGUGACACCAACUCAGGAUCUCGCAUGGUCUUCUCUUGUGAGUCGGAGUAUCGCCGCUUGGAACGACCUCAGGCACGAUGGGCAGCCCGUCCGCAAAGACCUCAUUGAGGAGUUGUUAACCAUGUAUGAUUCCCUAGACGAGUUCCUUGCUGAGAGUCCCAGAUUGGCCACUUUUUGGUUCUUCCAAACACGACGUGCUUUCAUGUCGCAAAACCGCUUCAGGAAGUGGUCCCGUGAUGCCCUGGACGACUAUAUUCUCAUACCUGCCAUGAACGGCUAUGUUUGGCGGACAGAUUGCUUUUUCGUCAGCCACUUCUGGCGUGAGAAAGACAAUCCUGAUCCAAAUGGGGAGACCUUACGCCUUCACCAAGCCGAACUGGAAGCGCAAACAUGGUCGUACAUCUGGGUGGACUGGACAUGCAUGCCUCAGCAUCCACGAUCACCACCAGAAAAAACGUACUUCUACCAUGGCUUGCGAACUAUGUCAGGCAUCAUCCGCAACACUGGCUUCACAUACUUUUACCCACCUUUCAAGCCGCGCCUGUGGAUAUUGUAUGAGAUAGCCGAAUUCCGUCUCACAUGCUCCGGAAAUAUCCCAAAGACACCCGACAUCGAAUUAUUCCUCCAGCAUAUCGACGAGAUGAUCGAAGAAGGGGUCCAGAAGACGCUAGAGAAGCACCAUUAUCAUUGUUAUAAAGACCAUGAUAGACAGUACCUAACAUCCUGGCUGGAGCUGCUUGUUCUUCUUCGACAACUAAAGCUCGAUGUUCAUUUCGUUCGAAUGAUAAUGGACAACAUGACAUAGCAUUCAAGUGCAGGCUCGCUCUUUUAUCCUGGGCUAGAACUAGAACUGAACAAGUAUAAAGGUUCCCUGGUAUACCUUGAUAACAAGCAUACCUUCACGCCAUCUCCGAAAUGAACUAGAAUAAAGAACCGGACUCUUGAGAGCUCGUAGCUCAGUGCUGUGCGGUAUGGUAGCAGUAGUAUGCCACUGGAAGCUUAGCGGCCAUGACAUCGAAGAGUGAAAGAUUUGAGCGAUUUCCGAAUCUGGGAAGCACAGAGU
Messenger RNA from Alternaria alternata, 1129 nucleotides. RefSeq lists its product as hypothetical. Bases 41 to 871 code for a protein of 276 amino acids. Lineage: Eukaryota; Fungi; Ascomycota; Dothideomycetes; Pleosporales; Pleosporaceae. The transcript has 2 exons. The record is from RefSeq and is a predicted model, not a curated record.